Molecule: messenger RNA, 2550 nt
Organism: Clarias gariepinus (North African catfish)
Lineage: Eukaryota; Metazoa; Chordata; Actinopteri; Siluriformes; Clariidae
Gene: tm9sf4
Product: transmembrane 9 superfamily protein member 4
Exons: 18
Coding region: 1-1941 (646 amino acids)
Biological process (GO): protein localization to membrane
Cellular component (GO): membrane
Source: RefSeq, a predicted model, not a curated record
AUGGCGGCGGCGACGACGGAGUCGUGGGUCGUUCUGCUGCUCCUGUCUCUACCUUUGGUCAAGCCAUUCUAUGUGCCUGGUGUCGCGCCUAUUGAUUUUCAUCAGAAUGACCCUGUUGAGAUCAAGGCUGUAAAGCUCACCAGUUCCAGGACUCAGCUACCCUAUGAGUACUAUUCUCUUCCCUUCUGUCGACCCACAAGCAUUGUGUACAAGGCAGAAAACCUGGGUGAGGUUUUGCGAGGGGAUCGUAUUGUGAACACACCAUACCAGGUGCACAUGAACCAGGACAAGAAGUGUGAACUGGCAUGUGGGAAACCGGGGCAGCCCACGAAAUUCGGUGCGGCCGACAGCAAGCUGAUCGCCGAACGCAUCCAAGAGGAGUACUAUGUUCACCUAAUUGCAGACAAUCUUCCAGUGGCCACCAGGCUGGAGUUUUACCCGAAUGGAGAGGCAGGGACAGAUGAAGAACAGAAGAGAGACAUGGUUAAAGAUGUCCAGUUUGAACAUGGCUACAGAUUGGGCUUUACUGACAGUAACAAGUACUAUUUGCACAACCACCUAUCCUUCAUUCUGUACUACCACAAAGAGAAGGUCGAGGAUGUAGAUGAGCAUAAUUACCGUGUUGUACGCUUCGAGGUGGUGCCGCAGAGCGUCAAGCUAGAAGACCUGAAAGCUGAAUCAAAUGGUGCAUGCACAUUACCGGAGGCAAGUAGUUCUGCUCCUCAGGAGAUUGAUCCAGCCAAAGAGAACAGUGUGCUCUUCACUUACUCUGUGCACUGGGAGGAGAGUCAGGUGAAGUGGGCGUCUCGCUGGGACACUUACCUCACUAUGAGUGACGUACAGAUUCACUGGUUCUCCAUAGUCAACUCAGUGGUGGUUGUAUUCUUCCUGUCAGGCAUCCUGAGCAUGAUAAUCAUCAGGACCCUGCGGAAAGACAUAGCGAACUACAACAGAGAGGAUGACAUUGAGGACACCAUGGAAGAAUCUGGCUGGAAGAACGUUCACGGAGAUGUUUUCCGGCCACCACAGUAUCCCAUGAUUCUUAGUUCUCUGCUGGGCUCUGGGAUCCAGCUCUUUUGCAUGAUCCUCAUUGUUAUCUUCGUGGCCAUGCUAGGCAUGUUGUCUCCAUCUAGUCGAGGGGCUCUGAUGACCACUGCCUGCUUCCUCUUUAUGUUUAUGGGUGUGUUUGGAGGCUACUUUGCUGGCCGACUGUAUAGGACUCUAAAAGGUCACAGAUGGAAGAAAGGAGCCUUCUGUACUGCGACCCUGUAUCCUGCAGUAGUGUUUGGAAUAUGCUUCGUGCUAAACUGCUUUAUCUGGGGAGAGCACUCCUCAGGAGCUGUUCCAUUCACCACAAUGCUGGCGCUGUUGUGUAUGUGGUUCGGUAUCUCAAUGCCUCUGGUCUAUUUGGGCUACUACUUCGGGUUCCGCAAACAGCCCUACGACAAUCCAGUGCGCACCAACCAGAUCCCACGCCAGGUCCCAGAGCAGCGCUGGUAUAUGAACAAGUUUGUAGGGAUACUGAUGGCUGGAAUUCUCCCAUUUGGUGCAAUGUUCAUUGAGCUCUUCUUCAUCUUCAGUGCUAUCUGGGAGAACCAGUUUUACUAUUUGUUUGGUUUCCUCUUUCUGGUCUUCAUCAUCUUGGUGGUGUCCUGUUCCCAGAUCAGUAUUGUUAUGGUCUACUUUCAGCUCUGUGCAGAGGAUUACCGCUGGUGGUGGAGGACUUUCAUAGUGUCUGGAGGUUCCGCCUUUUAUGUGCUCAUCUAUGCUGUUUUCUACUUUGUUAAUAAGCUGGACAUCGUGGAGUUUAUUCCUUCCUUGCUGUAUUUUGGCUACACAACCCUGAUGGUUUUAUCCUUCUGGCUCCUGACAGGAACAAUCGGCUUCUACGCAGCCUACAUGUUCAUACGCAAAAUAUAUGCCGCAGUCAAAAUCGACUGAGCCACAAACCUGCUUAAUUUUGUUACUUUUGUUCCUUCUUCAUUUAUUUUGUUUUACCUUACGGUUUGGGCGAGAAAGCACUGAAGCUAGUGUGAGUGUAUGUUCAUGGCUGUAUCUUGAAGCAGGUUAUGUGCAGCCUGACCCCCUGUGGACUGGAGGAGAAAACAUACAAGUGGUUUGUGCACAGACGUGUCAGUGAAUCGCACAGUGGCUCCUCCACUGAAACAGAUUGUCAUGGAUUUUGGAAUUGUCUUUUUAUUAUUUAAUUCUGACUUUCUUGUUGCACACAUCAUGUGGGCCAAAAUAUGUGAUAUUAUUUACUGUUUGUUUUUUUUUGGCAUUGGAAUAAGGGUGAGGGAGAGUAAAGAUGGAUAAUGAUUUAUAGCAUAUCCUUUUACAGACCAUAGUCAUUUUUAAAAUAUUCUUAAUAUGUAGUUUGAACCUGCUUCUAAGUAUUUGGUUUAAACACUUGUUCGUUAUACAGAUUUGUGUGUGUGGGUGUGUGUACAGCAUGCUGGAGGCAGAAAUCUGUAAGUAGAAGGAGUGUGAGCUGAUGGUAAAAUCAUGUGGCACUGAGAAAAUGAGAUUAAAAACCACAACUUUGUCAUA